Olea europaea var. sylvestris is the source of this 1816-nucleotide messenger RNA. Its product is annotated as polygalacturonase At1g48100-like. The record is from RefSeq and is a predicted model, not a curated record. Lineage: Eukaryota; Viridiplantae; Streptophyta; Magnoliopsida; Lamiales; Oleaceae. The transcript has 7 exons. Gene Ontology annotation, molecular function: polygalacturonase activity. Bases 19 to 1407 code for a protein of 462 amino acids. Gene Ontology annotation, biological process: carbohydrate metabolic process.
CUCUCUAAAACUACAUAAAUGUUAAGGUUUAGCAUGAUGAAUUUUAGGUUUGUCAUUCUUAUUGCAUUUCUUGUCUGGUCCUCAGACAAUGCAUCUUGCAUUGCCACACAACAAAAGCAAUGGAGGCAUAGAAAAGCCAAUGCACCUAUCUUAGGCCAAAGUGUCUCCCUUUUAGACAGUGGUGCAACCUUCAAUGUCUUAAGUUAUGGUGCUAAAGGUGACGGAAGAGCAGACGACACAAAGGCAUUUGAACAAGCUUGGACAGCUGCUUGUGUGGUGGAAGGAUCAACGGUGCUGGUUCCAUCAGGGUCUGUAUUUCUAGUCAGACCCAUCUCAUUUUCGGGACCCAAUUGCAAGUCAAAAAUUGUUUUCCAGUUGGAUGGGAAAAUCAUUGCUCCCAGUAGUUCUGGAGGUUGGGGAUCAGGUCUUUUACAAUGGAUAGAAUUUAAAGAUCUCAAAGGAAUAACAAUCAGAGGUAAAGGAAUUAUUGAUGGACAAGGCUCAGUCUGGUGGAAAGACAACAAUCCAUUGGAAGAAUCAGAUGAAAAUAAUAGUGCAGAUGAUUUGCAGAUAUACACAGAUGCAGCGGGAGGAAUGCCAAGCACAAAACCAACUGCACUUAGAUUUUAUGGAAGUUCUGAUGUCAUAGUUACCGGGAUAACCAUACAAAACAGCCCACAGACACACCUCAAGUUUGACGAUUGUGUUGGGGUUCAAGUUUUUAGCAUGAGCAUUUCGUCCCCUGGUGACAGCCCUAAUACAGACGGAAUCCACCUUCAGAAUUCCCAAGAUGUGGUCAUUCACAGCACCUCUCUUGCUUGUGGGGAUGACUGUAUAUCCAUACAAACAGGAUGCUCCGGUGUAUACAUACACAAUGUGAAUUGUGGACCUGGUCACGGAUUCAGCAUUGGGGGGCUGGGGAAGGCCGGUACUAAAGCCUGCGUUUCAAAUAUUACUGUUCGCGACUCCUCGCUGCAGAAUACAUUGACUGGUGUAAGAAUAAAGACGUGGCAGGGUGGCUCAGGCUCGGUGCAAGGAGUGAUGUUCUCAAAUAUUCAAGUUUCUGGAGUUGAAAUUCCUAUAAUGAUCGACCAGUAUUAUUGCGACGGGCACAAAUGCCCAAACAAGACAUCAGCUGUAGCUGUAUCAGGCAUCUCCUACCAGUUUAUAAAAGGAACAUAUACUUCAAAACCUGUUCAUUUUGCCUGCAGUGACUCCACGCCGUGCUCAGGUGUAACAUUGACAACUAUAGAGCUAAAUCCAUUACAAGAAAAGAACAGAUUGGAAGAACCUUACUGUUGGCAAACUUUUGGGGAACUAAGAACGUCUACUACCCCUCCGAUAACUUGUUUGCGAACGGGAAAUCCGUCCAACAAAUAUGUUCAUAACAGUGGAGAUUCCUGUUAGACCAGGCUAAAUGUAUUAGCACUUUGCAAAUGAUAUAUCCGACCCGGGAAUAGCUAGUAUAAUGUAGGUAAUGUGUGGCACAGUUUGAGGGAAUUGGGACUCUCUCAAUCCAGCAUAUAGGUUAUGGAAUAUUUGAACUAUUCUGCAACUUUCUACCAAAUACUCAGUCCAGCAUCAGAUUAGUUGGAUAAUACCUCUGUUAUCAGCUAAUUUUAUGAAGACAAUGGUGGAGAUAUCCACUUGAGUUAAUUCGAUAUUAGAAAUUGUGUAGAAGUUAAAAUCAAAGUCAAAGUUAGUGGCGAGAAUUUUCACCAAUACCGUUGUACCCUUAUCUUGAGCUCGCGUGUGGAAACCUAUACUUUCUAAUAUGAAAGCGUAAACAUGAACUUGAUUAUGAACUAUGAGCAAA